CGGGAGCGGGCUCCGGGCGCCGGGCUCCGGGCAGGCGCCGGGGCGCGGCGCGGCGGGAAGAUGACCGCGGGCUCCGGCGUGCUCCUCAUGCUGCUCUCGCUCUCCGGCGCGCUCCGGGCCCAUAAUGGGGAUCUUACAGCCAGGGAGACCUGCAAGGCUGGAUUCUCUGAAGAAGACUACACGGCAUUAAUCUCGGAGAACAUUCUGGAAGGAGAGCGGCUACUCAAAGUCACGUUCAUCCGCUGUUUGGGGACCAGAGGGACACAGUACGAGACCAACAGCACGGACUUCCAAGUCGAGGCAGAUGGGACGGUCUUUGCCACCCGGGAGCUGUGGAUCCCCUCUGAGCAGGUGGCGUUCACUGUGACCGCGUGGGACAGCCAGACGGCUGAGCGAUGGGACGCCGUGGUGCGCCUGCUGGUGGCCCAGCCCUCGUCUGCCCGCUCCGCGCACAAGAAAGGAAAGCAGAGUGCGGCUCCAGAGAGUGCGGCUCCAGACACCUCUCAGCCCCCGAACGACACGCUGCUGCCGUGGCCCCAGCACCAGCACGCCAACGGGCUGCGGAGGCAGAAACGCGACUGGGUCAUCCCACCCAUCAACGUGCCAGAAAAUUCCCGCGGGCCCUUCCCACAGCAGCUUGUGCGGAUCCGGUCUGACAAAGACAACGACAUCCCCAUCCGGUACAGCAUCACGGGCGUGGGCGCCGACCAGCCCCCCAUGGAGGUCUUCAGCAUCGACUCCAUGUCUGGACGGAUGUAUGUCACUCGGCCCAUGGACCGGGAGGAGCGCGCCUCCUACCACCUCAGAGCCCACGCGGUGGACAUGAAUGGCAACAAGGUGGAGAAUCCCAUCGACCUGUACAUCUACGUCAUCGACAUGAACGACAACCGCCCCGAGUUCAUCAACCAGGUCUACAACGGCUCCGUGGACGAGGGCUCCAAGCCAGGCACCUAUGUGAUGACCGUCACGGCCAAUGACGCAGACGACAGCACCACGGCCAACGGGAUGGUGCGGUACCGCAUCGUGACCCAGACCCCGCAGAGCCCAUCCCAGAACAUGUUCACCAUCAACAGCGAGACAGGGGACAUUGUGACCGUGGCAGCUGGCCUGGACCGAGAGAAAGUCCAGCAGUAUACCGUCAUCGUCCAGGCCACGGACAUGGAGGGGAACCUCAACUACGGCCUCUCGAACACAGCCACGGCCAUCAUCACGGUGACGGAUGUGAACGACAACCCACCAGAAUUCACUGCGAGCACGUACGCGGGGGAGGUCCCGGAAAACCAGGUGGAGGUGGUGGUCGCAAACCUCACCGUGAUGGACCGAGAUCAGCCCCACUCGCCCAACUGGAACGCCUUCUACCGGAUCAUCAGCGGGGACCCCUCCGGACACUUCAGCGUCCGCACGGACCCCGUCACCAACGAGGGCAUGGUCACCGUGGUGAAGGCAGUCGACUACGAGCUGAACAGAGCCUUCAUGCUGACUGUGAUGGUGUCCAACCAGGCGCCCCUGGCCGGCGGGGUCCAGAUGUCCUUCCAGUCCACGGCCGGGGUGACCAUCUCCGUCAUGGACAUCAACGAGGCACCCUACUUCCCCUCGAACCACAAGCUGAUCCGCCUGGAGGAAGGUGUGCCCACCGGCACCGUGCUGACCACGUUUUCGGCGGUGGACCCUGACCGGUUCAUGCAGCAGGCUGUGCGAUACUCCAAGCUGUCGGACCCAGCGAACUGGCUGCACAUUAACACCACCAACGGUCAGAUCACCACGGCCGCCGUCCUCGACCGCGAGUCCCUGUACAUCAAAAACAACGUGUACGAGGCCACCUUCCUGGCGGCUGACAACGGGAUCCCCCCGGCCAGUGGCACGGGGACCCUCCAGAUCUAUCUCAUCGACAUCAACGACAAUGCCCCAGAGCUGCUGCCCAAGGAGGCGCAGAUCUGCGAGAAGCCCAGCCUGAAUGCCAUCAACAUCACGGCGGCCGAUGCUGACGUUGACCCCAACAUCGGCCCCUAUGUCUUCGAGCUGCCUUUUGUCCCAGCCACCGUGAGGAAGAACUGGACCAUCACCCGCUUAAACGGUGACUAUGCCCAGCUGAGCUUGCGCGUCCUAUACCUGGAGGCUGGCGUGUACGAUGUCCCCAUCAUCGUUACUGACUCCGGAAACCCCCCGCUGUCCAACACGUCCAUCAUCAAGGUCAAGGUGUGCCCGUGCGACGAGAACGGGGACUGCACCACCAUCGGCGCAGUGGCUGCGGCCGGUCUGGGCACCAGUGCCAUCGUGGCCAUCCUCAUCUGCAUUGUCAUCCUGCUCACCAUGGUCCUGCUGUUCGUGGUGUGGAUGAAACGCAGGGAGAAGGAGCGCCACACCAAGCAGCUGCUCAUCGACCCCGAGGACGAUGUCCGCGACAACAUCCUCAAGUACGACGAGGAAGGGGGCGGCGAGGAGGACCAGGACUAUGACCUCAGCCAACUGCAGCAGCCGGAGACCAUGGAGCACGUGCUGAGCAAGGCGCCCGGCGUGCGGCGUGUGGAUGAGCGGCCCGUGGGUGCAGAGCCCCAGUACCCCGUCAGGCCCGUGGUGCCCCACCCCGGGGACAUUGGGGACUUCAUCAACGAGGGACUCCGAGCCGCGGACAAUGACCCCACAGCACCCCCCUACGACUCCCUACUGGUCUUCGACUAUGAAGGGAGCGGCUCUACGGCGGGCUCCGUCAGCUCCCUGAACUCGUCUAGCUCCGGGGACCAAGACUACGAUUACCUGAACGAGUGGGGGCCCAGGUUCAAGAAGCUGGCAGACAUGUACGGCGGCGGCGAGGACGACUGACGCCCGCGGAGCGGCCCGCGGGGGGUGCCGGGCUUCCCAACUCCCCGCGGACGUGUCAUUUAGUGGUGUGUUAGGGGGUCCCUCCCCGCCCCAGCCCCCCCAACAGUGAGCUGUCUGGCAUGAACACGUCUCGCCCCGCGGCGCGCCACCCACCACAGUAGCUGACUGGCACCGAAGGACAGCGAGAGGCACUCUGUCUUAACUUGAAUUUCUUAGAACAGAAGCACUGUUUUUAAAAAAAAAAAAAAAAUGAAAGUGCCUUUUGGUACAUGUAUCAGAUUCCCUCAAACUCAGGAGUGACGAAAAGCGAGCAGACAGACCACGUACGUCCCCCCAACCCCAGUCCGGAGCGCCCCCAGCCCCAGCUAGUCCCAGCUCUGAAGACACCAAUUAAGGAAUCGGGGAGAACAUGCUUUUUUUUUUUUUUUUUUACUUUUAUUAAGAAAGAAAGUGGGUGAUUUGCUUAACUAAAUUUACAAAGGAAACGGGGUUCAAAUCCCAGUAGGCCUUCUGAGUCCGCGAGCUCACUGUACACAGUUGGGGUCUCCUGGGCCCGCGGCCCCAAGGCUGGAGGGAGGCCAGAGGCCCAGCUGCAGGAGGCCCCCUGGGGGCGAGCCCAGUCGGUCUACUAAGGGCAGCACAGUGCGCACGUGGCUUUCACCAAGUUUUUGGCUGCCCCCCGAAUCCUGACGUGCAGGUAGCUGGGGUGGGAGGGGCGGUGCCCAGGGGCUUUCCUGAUGUUCACUGUCUCUGCCCUUGGCUGUCCCCGGGGCCCCCCGGUCAACCAUUAGGCCUCCCCUGGAGACAGAUGUCACCCCAGAUGCCAAACUGGUCCUGUUGCCUUUGGUCCAGAAGAGUACGGUGUCCCAAGAAGCCACAGCCCAAACCAGCCAGCAUCCUCAAACACCCUGACGUGAGCCCCCCAACUCCUCAAGGUCAGACUCCUAGAGGCCCCCGUCAAAGGCCCAGUGGCCCCGAGGGCUGUGCGGAUGGCAGGGAACGCUGGGAACACGCACCCCCGUCUCCGGCCACUGGCAGCCUCUCUCCCGGGCCCUGCCCCCUGGACCGAAGUCUCUGAUGCUCGUGAGCAGACAUGGACAGCCAAGAUCUGCUCCGGGCGGCCAAACCGCUUGUCGCUGCUGUGCCAUCUGUCCCUCAGGUGCGUCCGGACCGCACCCACCUGAAACAACUGUCUCUCCUCGAGACCCAGGUCAGCACCGAGCAGCUGCUCGGACCCUCGGAACAGAGCUGCCCUUUGCACGGGGGUCUGACACGCAGGACGGUGAACAGCGCCCACUGUGUCCCAGGGACCCGCCGGGGAGACCCUGCUGUGUGGGACCACUCUGGCCUGUUCACAGGCUCCCCAAGAAGGGGGAGGAGGGGUAUUCUGGGCAGGACUUGGCAUUGGAGUGCCCUUGGGGAAGCGGCUUGGAGCCCCAUCCCAGAGCCCUGCAUCAGGAAAAGCCCUGAAAGCCUGGAGAGGUGGGAAGGGCCGGGCUCAGCUGGCUCCUCAUGCUCUCGGCCUGGGGGGUCUUUGAUGCAGUCCUCACCCUAGGGCCUGUCCCCGUGGCUAGGGUCACCCUGUUUUCCAAACAGCUUUGGCCCGAGAGGCGUACAUGAGGGUAGGUGCGUGUGUGUAGUAGGCGUGGCUGUGUCCCCACUGGGAGUCAGGGCUCCUCCCCAGACCAAACUCCUCACUGACUCUACGGUUCUUCCAGAGCUGAGCCAGGCCUGUGGCCUCAGGGCGGGCCUGUAGUGGGCUCUGUCCCUGACCCCAUCUAGAUUGCCAGGCCGGAGGGACGAAAGAGGUCACCACGUCACAUGCUGGAUGCCCCUCCUUGUAGACCACCAUCUGCGCAUCAGGGGAUGGGUGGCCCACUGAGGGGAAGGGGCUGGGACCCCUGUCCAAAGUCGUGUUGUGCAGGUGCCUCAGGGCCAGGCAAGGACAGCCAUCCCCGCAUCUGGGGGCCGCCAUUCCAGGGACUGCUGGUAGGGUCAGGGCUGGUGGGGCGUGAGCUGGAGUCUUCUGUUUCGUGUUCGGAAACUCCACCUUCCUGUUGAACUUCCAAGUGUGACCAUGGUCUGGGAGCGGAGGCAGCUGCGGACUCUGAAUUUUCGAGGCCCCCCGGGUCCCCAGGGCACUGGGCCUGAGAGGACAGAGGUGCCAGGCCCGCCCUAGGACCUGGCCUGCUGCACACCCAUCCUGCAGAACCCCAUGCAGGUGCCCGUCUCCCCUGCCGCCCUCUGGCUCCUCACCCCGCAACCCUGCCCCACACCACCGCCAGGCCCCUGGUGCAUUUUGCCUAAAUCAUGCAGGCUGAGGCUGGGGGGACACUGAUGGGGGACUUCUCAUGCCCGUCCCUGCUUCCAGACAGCUAGAUGGCUGCCCCUCUCGUUCGCCCCAGCAGUCCCUGGGGGCCAGAGAAAGAUGGGGCUCCCACGCCCUCCCACACCCACCUCGGAAACCCGUUCUGAGGUGAAGUUAGCAUUAGCUAGAUGCACAGGCGGUGUCAAACGCCUCUCUCAUGUAGCUUGUAGACACAUGUCCCCGUGAGCGGGGACCUCGCUGGCAAAGUGCUGGGGGCACAGCUUAGUUUCUAUAGGGAGUUUCGUUCUGUGAACAGGAGAAACCCCACGCCGUGGGGCGGGGCAGCACGGACGCGGCCUUGUGGUCCCCAGCCGAGGACCCCCGUGUCGGUCUGGGCCUCACACCCCGCUCCUUGUCUUUCCCGUGUCUCAGCAGAUCCAAGGGCUGGGCCCCCCGCCACCGAAGGGUCAGGGUAACGGCCACACGUCAGGUCCUCGACAUGCCUUGGUUUCCCUGGGGUGAGCACCGGCCCACACACCUGGUCCUCUGAGAGGGCAGCUCUGUUCUCUCCAAGGGGGAAGGUUAGCGGAGUCUCAACUGUUGUUGAGGCUACAAAUAGCACCAAAAACCCCAACACGGCCUCCCGGCACAGAGCAUCCUGCAAAGUCACUCGCACAGCGUGGGGCACAAAAGACAGGUCCUGCUCGGGCGACACGUCCCCCGGGGGGCCACCUCUGUGUAUAAUUGGAACGCGUUUCUUUUCCUUUCCUCUCCUUUUUCCAUUCUGAUUUUUUUUUUUUUUGCAUGUUUCUUUUUGAAAAUGGACAAACUGUGUAACAGCCCCCGCAUGACUGUGGUUGUUUUGGGGAAAGGUCCUGGAGUCCGACGCAUUCAGGCUGCAACUCUGAGCAUUGUGCAG
Molecule: messenger RNA, 6047 nt
Organism: Lutra lutra (Eurasian river otter)
Lineage: Eukaryota; Metazoa; Chordata; Mammalia; Carnivora; Mustelidae
Gene: CDH4
Product: cadherin 4
Exons: 16
Coding region: 61-2820 (919 amino acids)
Biological process (GO): homophilic cell-cell adhesion; cell-cell junction assembly; cell morphogenesis
Cellular component (GO): adherens junction; catenin complex; plasma membrane
Molecular function (GO): calcium ion binding; cadherin binding
Source: RefSeq, a predicted model, not a curated record